GCCAUGGUGGCCAAUUACACAGUCUUGACUCAUGCGUAAUCACGUGGUCCUAUGGAGUGUGUAUAUAUACAUAGUUAAAGUCAGAUAGUCUAAUAUUGUUGGCAGAUGUUCUUGUCGAGGAAACAACACACAAAGGGCAUCACCAUGAACCAGUCUCUGACAUUAGCCAUCCUACUCUGCCUCCCUUGCCUCAUCUCGGCUUCUUGCAUGGCCGGCCGGGUCAAGACGAGGACAAACCAACGGACCGGACAACAGGAAAAGUACUGCACGUAUGGGUCAAACACGUUCGGCGUGAACGAGUACUACUUUGACGCAUCGAGCUGCAUGAACUGUACAUGUUCAUCGUACAUGAUGUCAUGCUGCGGAGUUGGGCAAUCAGCUGGAGUUAUGCGAGUAGCCCCUCCUUGUAAGGUGAAGAAAGUCGGCCAGUGUGGGGUAAAGAUCGUCAGAAUAGACAACGAAGACAUCCCCUGCUAGAAUAUAGUGUUGAUGGCUUGAGUGACGGCCAAUCUUACUCGGCAUCUUAUACUGGACUACAACAGCUGAAAUAAACCAUUUGACAACUAUCAA
Messenger RNA from Haliotis rufescens (red abalone), 570 nucleotides. RefSeq lists its product as uncharacterized. NCBI's taxonomy places the organism in Eukaryota, Metazoa, Mollusca, Gastropoda, Lepetellida, Haliotidae. The coding region runs from base 106 to 477 and encodes 123 amino acids. The record is from RefSeq and is a predicted model, not a curated record. The transcript is spliced from 4 exons.